AUGGUUAGCACGUGCCCAUAUUGGCGUGUAAUACCGCAACUGUGGAUAUGCGUCGUCGUAUUCCUGUUGCGUAGCCUUCCACUGUGCCAAACGCUCCGCAAGUCACAUUCUUCGCGGCCCGUUGCGCCACAAGGACAUGGCUUCCUAUCUUUUGACAGGCUUUGGCGGUCGUUUGACCGGGCAAGGGUGGAGAGCUACGUACGGGAUGUGAACCUCCAGCUGCAGCAGCGUCCUGGCAUCGAGCGUCUGCUGAUUGUGCUUGAGCUCGGAGAACCAUUUGCUCGUCACUGCCGCUCUGCCGACGGGGACCGCCUGCUGUUGGCCAACAGCGACAAGGUGUCGCUGCCCGAGAGCAUUUUGACGCAGCUGACUGAUACGAAUGCAGCAGUGCCAUGGCAGUUUGUGAUUCAGAAGGUGCACCGGUGCCAACUUACUAAUAAAUCGGAUGCAAAAGGCGCCAAACUUCCCAGCACGAACAACGACUUCUUUUCCAAGGAGGACGGCCCCAAGGAACGCCUAUCGUGCUCGUCGCUCGAGUUUCGACCGCAGGACAACUUCAUUUUCAUGCCGCGCUGGAUGAUGGAGAGCUUGCAGCUAAAGCCGUACGACGUGGUGCACUUAUCGCAACACAAGCUUCCUGACGCUACUUUCGUGAAACUCGCACCGCUGGAAACGUCGUUCUUCGAGCUGCCUUCACCGAAAUCUGUGUUGGAGGAGCAUCUGAAGCACUAUUCGACUCUAACGCGGGGGUCCACCAUCCCUAUCACGCACAACGGCGUCACCUACCAUCUAAGGGUGCUGCGUAUCGAGACGGAGGAAAUCAAGGAUGCGGAAUGCGCUUCUAUACAGGACACAGACGUGUCGACAGACUUGGUUCGGUUACCGUGA
This is a messenger RNA of Babesia bigemina, 888 nucleotides long. RefSeq names its product ubiquitin fusion degradation protein UFD1, putative. The record is from RefSeq and is a predicted model, not a curated record. Gene Ontology annotation, molecular function: polyubiquitin modification-dependent protein binding. Gene Ontology annotation, cellular component: VCP-NPL4-UFD1 AAA ATPase complex. The transcript is spliced from 4 exons. Lineage: Eukaryota; Apicomplexa; Aconoidasida; Piroplasmida; Babesiidae. The coding region runs from base 1 to 888 and encodes 295 amino acids.